This is a messenger RNA of Microplitis mediator, 1591 nucleotides long. RefSeq lists its product as uncharacterized. The transcript has 5 exons. The record is from RefSeq and is a predicted model, not a curated record. NCBI's taxonomy places the organism in Eukaryota, Metazoa, Arthropoda, Insecta, Hymenoptera, Braconidae. The coding region runs from base 140 to 1576 and encodes 478 amino acids.
CAACUAUAUAAGUCGAUGCCAGCACAUUCACCAGGAAGACUAACCCACCGCAGCUUAAGGCGUGAGGACAGCGAGUACUGGAGUACCAGCAGCGCUUAAAAUACACACGAGACUUUUGUCAAUAUCAAUAUCAAUCAUCAUGUCGAAAUAUUUGAUUGUGCUGGCAAUGGCAGUGGCCUGUAAGGCAGGAUACCAAGACUUUGGACCACAAGAAUUUGCCCACCAGCCUCAACUGGCUCACAGCCAACAUUUUGCACCACCGGCACCAGUUGGACAUGAUGGAAAUGUUAUUGAUACACCGGAAGUCGCUCAAGCUAAAGCUGCACAUUUCGCUGAAUUUGCAAAGGCUGCUGCACGCGCUGCUGCUUCUCAAGAAAAAGAACUACCAGAAUCGUACCCAGUUCAUCGUCACUAUUCUUCACCGGCUCCAGUAGCUCCUGUCCAUCACGUACCCGCACCAGUCCAUGCACCUGCACCAGUCCACGCACCCGCGGCUCUUCCCAGCUACCGAUUAUCGGCCUCUCAUUACUCAACCCCAAUCUCCGAGCCCCACUACUCACGUGCUUCCGAACCCCAUUACGCACAAGAACCCACUAGCUUUUCUCACCAACCGGCCCACCAUUUCUCCGGCCCCGUGGCCCACAAGCCUCACUUCCAGCCCGCUCCUCUAGCUGAAGACGGAACUGUUCUUGACACUCCCGAAGUCGCCGCUCUUAAGGCCACGAGAUUGGCUGAACUCGCUGACGCUGAAGCCAGAGCUUACAAAAACGCCGGAGAUAAUUUUGAUGAGCAAGGAUUCAAUGCAGGACCAGCUCCAGUUCAAUACAACCCAACACAUUACAACCAAGCACCACAAGCUUACUCUCCCUAUGGAAAAGGUGGUUACCAACAAGCCCAACCAACUUACCAAUCUAAAUUAUAUCAAUCUCAACAACUUCUAGGAUCUGUAGUACUUCUAUUGACUGUUGAAUUGUCGAUAGCCAAAGCAACUUACAAUUUGUUGUAUGCUUAUCAUGGACCACCCGCACCACUUUCUAAAGACGGCAAAGUUAUCGAUACCCCGGAGGUCGCUCAUGCAAAGGCCGCGCAUUUCGCGGCGUAUGCUAAUGCGGCUGCUAAAGUUGCGGCUCAUCCGGAUGAAUGGACAGACGCUUACAAAGAAAAGGAUGAAGCAGAUAUAGAAACUAAUGAAAUUAGUGGUGGUGGUGGUCAUGGCGAUGGUGAUCAUCAUCAUAAAGAACAUUUUCCUGUUUAUCACGGACCACCAGCACCACUGGGACACGACGGCAGGGUUAUCGAUACCGAAGAGGUUGCGCACGCUAAGGCCGCACAUUUAGCAGCAUUGGAACAUGCGAAAGCUCUAGCAGCCAGUUCUCAAGAUAAUCACUAUCAUCAUCAUCAUCAUCAUGACCAUAAAGAACCUGCCAUGAGUUAUCAUGUACCGAUUGUUUAUCACGGGCCACCGGCACCUCUCGCACCUGACGGCCGAGUUAUCGACACACCGGAAGUUGCAAAGGCACGAGAUGCUCAUCUAUAUGCUUACCACCACGCAAAGUCACUUGUUGCAAAUGACUAGUAUUCAAAAUACAAC